GGCGGGGCGGGCUGUUGCGCCACGCGCACGUGACUGUGGGCGGGCACUGGUGACGUCUGAGAGUCGGCGCGCGGGCGGGCCGGCCUGGGCGUGACGUCAGCGUGGGCUGGUCUGGUCCGUGCGGCUGCGCUCAGUCAUCGACCGACACCGACACCGACAGCAGCGGCGCCUCAAUCCUCCCGGCGGAGCGGCAAUCAUGUCUUCAAGCAACACAGCCAUCCUUCCUACUUUUACCAACGAUGACAGCCAGACAUCAAAACUUCUCAGAAAAUCCAAGGAGUCCCCAUUUGUUCCUAUUGGUAUAGCUGGGUUUGCCGCAGUGGUGGGCUAUGGACUCUUCAAACUGAAGAGCAGAGGGAACACAAAAAUGUCGGUGCAUCUCAUCCACAUGCGAGUGGCAGCUCAAAGCUGUGUUGUGGGAGCAAUGACUAUAGGAGUUCUCUACUCAAUGUACAGAGAAUACAUUGUGAAGCCAAAAGAGAAUGCCAAGGCUGUGGCCGAGAAGUGAAGUUGGAUUCUGCACUGUUGAGAUUGGUAUUAGGGAUGCCAUAUAUAUUGGGGUGUUAGGGAAUUUUUGUUUCCUUUCACCUUUAUUUAUAUAAAUGCUCUUCAGAUAUUUAAAACUUUUAUUUUAGUUGCAGUUGUGUGUUUCGGACGUAAACUAGUACCUCACUUUGUGAGCUCCUCGGUAUUGAGAGAAUCUGUCUGUUCAAACUACAUUUCACAGAGUACAUUUUUUUUUCGUUCCAUUUGGAAUCAAUCACGACCAAACUCGUUUAUAAGGGGGUGGGAGG
Molecule: messenger RNA, 794 nt
Organism: Callorhinchus milii (elephant shark)
Lineage: Eukaryota; Metazoa; Chordata; Chondrichthyes; Chimaeriformes; Callorhinchidae
Gene: higd1a
Product: HIG1 hypoxia inducible domain family, member 1A
Exons: 4
Coding region: 197-508 (103 amino acids)
Biological process (GO): mitochondrial respirasome assembly
Cellular component (GO): mitochondrion
Source: RefSeq, a predicted model, not a curated record